Capra hircus (goat) is the source of this 4282-nucleotide messenger RNA. It is a transcript of the gene TCF7L2, whose product is annotated as transcription factor 7 like 2. The transcript is spliced from 16 exons. Gene Ontology annotation, cellular component: catenin-TCF7L2 complex; beta-catenin-TCF complex. The coding region runs from base 522 to 2546 and encodes 674 amino acids. Gene Ontology annotation, biological process: canonical Wnt signaling pathway; regulation of transcription by RNA polymerase II. The record is from RefSeq and is a predicted model, not a curated record. Gene Ontology annotation, molecular function: RNA polymerase II cis-regulatory region sequence-specific DNA binding; DNA-binding transcription factor activity, RNA polymerase II-specific. NCBI's taxonomy places the organism in Eukaryota, Metazoa, Chordata, Mammalia, Artiodactyla, Bovidae.
CUCGCCCUGUCAAUAAUCUCCGCUCCCAGACUACUCCGUUCCUCCGGAUUUCGAUCCCCCUUUUUCUAUCUGUCAAUCAGCGCCGCCUUUGAACUGAAAAGCUCUCAGUCUAACUUCAACUCACUCAAAUCCGAGCGGCACGAGCUCCUCCUGUAUCUUCGGCUUCCCCCCCCUUUGCUCUUUAUAUCUGACUUCUUGUUGUUGUUGGUGUGUUUUUUUUUACCCCCCCUUUUUUUAUUUAUUAUUUUUUUGCACAUUGAUCGGAUCCUUGGGAACGAGAGAAAAAAGAAACCCAAACUCACGCGUGCAGAAGAUCUCCCCCCCUUCCCCUCCCCUCCUCCCUCUUUCCCCUCCCCAGGAGAAAAAGACCCCAAAGCAGAAAAAAAGUUCACCUUGGACUCGUCUUUUUCUUGCAAUUUUUUUUGGGGGGGGGGCAAAACUUUUUUGGGUUUUUUUUUUUUUUUUGGCUUUUCUUCCUACUUCAUUUUUCUUCCAAAAUUGCUGCUGGUGGGUGAAAAAAAAUGCCGCAGCUGAACGGCGGUGGAGGAGAUGACCUAGGCGCCAACGACGAACUGAUUUCCUUCAAAGACGAGGGCGAGCAGGAGGAGAAGAGCUCCGAAAACUCCUCGGCGGAGAGGGAUUUAGCUGAUGUCAAAUCGUCUCUAGUCAAUGAAUCAGAAACGAAUCAAAACAGCUCCUCCGAUUCCGAGGCGGAAAGACGGCCUCCGCCUCGCUCCGAAAGUUUCCGAGAUAAAUCCCGGGAAAGUUUGGAAGAAGCGGCCAAGAGGCAAGAUGGAGGGCUCUUUAAGGGGCCACCGUAUCCCGGCUACCCCUUCAUCAUGAUCCCCGACCUGACGAGCCCCUACCUCCCCAACGGAUCGCUCUCGCCCACCGCCCGAACUCUCCAUUUUCAGUCCGGGAGCACACAUUACUCUGCGUACAAAACGAUUGAACACCAGAUUGCAAUUCAGUAUCUUCAGAUGAAAUGGCCACUGCUUGAUGUCCAGGCGGGGACCCUCCAGAGCAGACAAGCCCUCAAGGAUGCUCGCUCUCCGUCGCCAGCCCACAUCGUUCAGUGCCCCCUCCCUUGCUGCACUCAGGGACAUGACUGUCAGCACUUCUACCCCCCCUCAGACUUCACUGUCAGCACUCAAGUCUUCAGGGACAUGAAAAGGAGCCACUCCUUACAAAAGGUUGGGGAGCCCUGGUGUUUGGAGUCGAACAAAGUGCCGGUUGUGCAGCACCCGCAUCAUGUCCACCCUCUCACGCCUCUUAUCACAUACAGCAAUGAACACUUCACGCCGGGAAACCCACCUCCACACUUACCAGCUGACGUAGACCCCAAAACAGGAAUCCCACGGCCUCCGCACCCUCCAGAUAUAUCUCCGUACUACCCGCUGUCACCUGGCACCGUAGGACAAAUCCCCCAUCCGCUAGGAUGGUUAGUACCACAGCAAGGUCAGCCAGUGUACCCCAUCACGACAGGAGGAUUCCGUCACCCCUACCCCACAGCUCUGACUGUCAACGCUUCCAUGUCCAGCUUUCUGUCUUCCAGGUUCCCUCCCCAUAUGGUCCCACCACAUCACACUCUGCACACGACUGGCAUUCCCCACCCGGCCAUAGUCACGCCGACAGUCAAACAGGAGUCCUCGCAGAGUGACGUCGGCUCACUCCACAGCGCAAAGCAUCAGGACUCCAAAAAGGAAGAAGAAAAGAAGAAGCCCCACAUAAAGAAACCUCUUAAUGCAUUCAUGUUGUAUAUGAAGGAAAUGAGAGCAAAGGUUGUAGCUGAGUGCACGUUGAAAGAAAGUGCAGCCAUCAACCAGAUCCUGGGCCGGAGGUGGCACGCGCUGUCCAGAGAAGAGCAAGCAAAGUACUACGAGCUGGCCCGGAAGGAGCGACAGCUUCACAUGCAGCUGUACCCCGGCUGGUCCGCACGGGAUAACUAUGGGAAAAAGAAGAAGAGGAAAAGGGACAAGCAGCCCGGGGAGACCAAUGAACACAGCGAAUGUUUCCUAAAUCCUUGCCUUUCACUUCCUCCGAUUACAGACCUGAGCGCUCCUAAGAAAUGCCGAGCGCGCUUUGGCCUUGAUCAACAGAAUAACUGGUGCGGCCCUUGCAGGAGAAAAAAAAAGUGCGUUCGCUACAUACAAGGUGAAGGCAGCUGCCUCAGUCCACCCUCUUCAGAUGGAAGCUUACUAGACUCGCCUCCUUCCUCCCCCAACCUGCUAGGCUCCCCACCCCAGGACGCCAAGUCACAGACUGAGCAGACCCAGCCUCUCUCGCUGUCCCUGAAGCCCGACCCCCUGGCCCACCUGUCCAUGAUGCCUCCGCCGCCCGCCCUCCUGCUUGCCGAGGCCGCCCACGGCAAGGCCCCCGCCCUCUGUGCCAACGGGGCCCUGGACCUGCCCCCCGCCGCUCUGCAGCCGCCUGCCAUCCCCCCCGCAUCUCUGGCACAGCCGUCGACAUCUUCCUUACAUUCCCACGGCGCUCUGGCCGGGACCCAGCCCCAGCCGCUGUCCCUCGUCACCAAGUCUUUAGAAUAGCUUUACCCUCCUCAGCCCCGGGUGCUCUGUGGAGUGUUUUCCUCUCGCUUUUUAUUUCCGGUUCCGCCCUGCCCCCACCCUCCUGCCGGGUUUUCGUGUUGUCCUCUUCCGUUUGUGCCACGUGGCUACAUUAGUUAAUGUUUAUCGAGUUCAUUGGUCAAUAUUUGACCCAUUCUUAUUUCAAUUUCUCCUUUUAAAUAUGUAGAUGAGAGAAGAACCUCAUGAUUCUACCAAAAUUUUUAUCAACAGCUGUUUAAAGUCUUUGUAGCGUUUAAAAAAUAUAUAUAUAUACAUAACUGUUAUGUAGUUCGGAUAGCUUAGUUUUAAAAGACUGAUUAAAAAACAAAAAGAAAAAAAAAAGCAAUUUUGAAGCAGCCCUCCAAAAGGAGUUGGUUCUGUAUUAUUUGUAUUAAAUACGAGCUUGCGAACCAAUCAUUUUACAUCUGGUUUUUAAACCAUAAGGGCACAAGGAAUGCAGUGCCAUUUACUUUUUUUUUUUUUUCUGUGUGAAACAACUUUUAUUGUGAUGUUACUUGUUAUUGUUUAAAUGUACAGAAACAAAGGGUUAAAAUGUGUUAAUAUACCUUGUUCCAUGGUGUUGUUCUUUUGGGGGGAGGGGGUUGCUAUUCAACAAUUAAUGGAAUCACAUUGCUGUUGGACCAGUAGUAUUUAUUGCUUUAGAGAUUGCUCGUCGAACCUGUACGUUGUCCCUUUUAAAAUAUGUUUUCCUUUUUCUUGAAACUGUAUAAAGUUUUUUUCCCCUUAGCAUAAGCAUCUUAUAUAUAACAACUCAUUUGUACAAGGUUUUUAAGUUUAUAUAUAAAAUGUGUAUAUAUAUAUUUUUUGUUUCCCUUUUGGACUUUUUUUUUUUUUUUUUUUUUUUUUGCCGUAUGAAACCCAGAUACCGCCAAAUGGACAUUAAUAGUUGCAUUCAAGGAUCAGUAGCAUUAACAAAAGUUGCUUUAAAAGCCAUUAUGUAAAACAAGACUUGAACAUUAGUGAGGGAAUCUUAGAACGCUGUACCAGCAGCAGCGGGAAUUGUCCCGUUUCCCCUGUGAACUCACAGGCGAGCACCCUGCACCCUGAGGACAUGGACUGACCGUGUGCAAAACUUUUUAUGUGCCAAAAUUCUCAGUGACUUUAGCUUUCUCCCUCUUUUCGAUGCUGUAAUUUUCGUUCAUCAUGUUUUGCUGUGAUGUUACAUAGGUAGAUUUGUAUGUAGUUUUAAUGUCACCUAUAACAAGACGUGUUUGGUAGCAGAUUGUCCAGAAAGCAUUUUAAAUGAAGAGGUAUAAACCCUUAAGGGCCAAAAAUUCUGUAUAUUAGAUUACUCUUAAAGGAAAAACCAGCUGCCGCUUUUAUGUACCUGUAUGACAUACAAGUAGGUAGCAAACUUUAAAAAUAAAAAAAAAAAAAACCUAGGCAUGUUGAUGUUACAAAAUGCUGUAUAAAGCUAAAACCUGUUCAUUCAGUGCCAUUGUAGUUGACAUGAAGCGAUUGUAAAACUGUCUCCGGUUUUUCUCUGGUUUAUUAAAAUGCUAACUAUAACAUUUUUUUGUGAAUACUUUGAAUGUUUCCUAACAAUUGUGAUGUUACUGUUCCGUUUUAUGCUCUUAUUCCAAUUUCAUUUUUAAUGGUUUGGAAGCCAUUUUUGUAAUGAAUAAAUGUUCAUGCUGUACAGUAUCUGUAGCAUGCCAUUCUGGAUUAAUAAAAGCAACUUAGUAUGUGCAGAUAAA